Molecule: messenger RNA, 318 nt
Organism: Gongylonema pulchrum
Lineage: Eukaryota; Metazoa; Nematoda; Chromadorea; Rhabditida; Gongylonematidae
Source: the annotation of a GenBank genome assembly
AUGUGUUACUGCCCACCAACAUCGGCAGCGACAACUCGAACUGGAGGAGGAGGAGGGACUUCUGUUUAUGUCGUGAUACCAACACUUGGACUUGGUGGAUUAUCGGGACUUGGCGGCCUUGGGCUCGGCGGUCUUGGUCUCGGCGGUCUUGGGCUCGGCGGCCUUGGCGCCUUAUCUACUCUUGGCGGCCUCGGAGGUCUCGGCGGACUCAGUGGACUUGGCGGCCUCGGUGGCCUCGGUGCCAGCUAUGGUCCAGCAGUGAAUGGCUUAUGUCCAAUUGGUGUUGCAAUUGGCGAUCGGUGCUAUGCAAUAGGAUAG